Misgurnus anguillicaudatus (oriental weatherfish) is the source of this 1364-nucleotide messenger RNA. Lineage: Eukaryota; Metazoa; Chordata; Actinopteri; Cypriniformes; Cobitidae. The record is from RefSeq and is a predicted model, not a curated record.
AUGAGUAAGAAAAGGAAUGACUUCAAGCCCAUAAGAGGGAAAAACCUGCCUUUAAAUGUUGAACCUGAGUGGUCCUCUGAGCAACUUUUGGCAGCUGCCAUUAAAAAACUAAAGGACUUCAAUCAAGACAUGGAAGAUGGAGAAUAUGUCUUGCUUUAUCCUGAUGGCUCUCAGAUAAAAAAUAUCCCUGGGACUGACACACCCUUUACCAUUGGUCAAUACAAAGAGGCCAUUGGAAAAGCUUAUCAAAGGAUCACAUUUUACAUCUGCACACUUAAGGCUUUUUUGUCAAAGAGGGCUGCAUCCCAAAAGUGCAACAACAUCCCAACAGGCCAAGAGUACAACAAGACCCCAACAGGCAACCACCCCAGUGGAUCAUUUCACAUCAAUACAUAUACCAACAUCUACGCACCUGUCAUUAUUGACAGCAGUUCAUCAGAUCUUGAGGAAGUAGAAAAAUAUCAAGAGAAAGACAGUGAUGGACAAGAUGGACUGACAGCUGCAGACAUAGUGUCAAAUCUGUCACAUAAGCUUAACACAACAUCCUGUAGCAGAUUUAACAUUAAUCGGGCCAAUGUCUGGGAUGGUGCCUUAAAAGGUUUCAGGCGCUGCUCAUUUGAUCCCACCUGCAGCAUGUUGGUGAAAUUUACAGAUGAUGCUGGCCUGAUGGAAGAGGCUUUGGACAGUGGUGGGCCGACUCGAGAAUUCUUAACUCUGUUGAUGGAUGCCAUCAAAACGAGAAGAGUAUUUGAAGGCAAAGACAAUGCCAAAUACCUCUCAUAUGAUAGUAAAGCUGCAGAAGACAAUGAAUAUUUCCACAUUGGGAGAAUGAUUGCAGUAUCCAUUGUCCACGGAGGCCCAGGCCCUGCUUGUCUUUCCCCCAACUUUUUCCUUUACCUAAUUGGUAAAGUAAAGACAGUUGAUGCCCCAAUUGAGGAUAUACCUGAUGAUGAGGUCAAGAAGGCCCUCCUUGAGAUAAAAAAAUGCUACAUCACUGAGUGAACUCCAGGGAAUCUGUGAACAACACUCCAGCAUGCUUCAGACCGCAGGCUGCUAUCGAUUUUUGAGGACUCUAGAGGAUAAGAUGAAAGUAGUUGAUGAUUAUAUUCAGUGGUAUUUUAUCUACCGAAAUCAUCUUUCAAUCCAGAGGUUCAAAGAGGGACUAGCAACACUCAAUGUUUUUAAUGCCUUGGAGCAGCAUCCUUCACUCUUCUUCUCAUUCAUGUGCUACACUGAGAGCAAGCUGACGGCUGAUGCUGUAGAGAACCUCUUCCACGUUCAGCUUAGUGAACCCGGAAGCACCAGCCGUCAGGAGGAGGCCAGAGUACUGAGCUACUGGCGAGAUUAUCUGCUUUACUUGGAAG